AUGGAUGGCCGCGACUCUGAGCAGCGGUGCAUCACGCGCCGCGGCAAUAGGAAGAUCAUGUGGUUAAUGGCGUUCCCAGGCGUUUGCAGAGCCUCGGCAGUUCAAGGCAAGGGACUGCAUUGCUGCGCCGGGUCCUUUCCCGGCGACGGCGAUAGUCCCUCGGACGAGGAUGGCGAUGACGAUUCAAAUGGCAGCAAUGACUACGGCUAA
Messenger RNA from Penicillium antarcticum, 210 nucleotides. RefSeq lists its product as uncharacterized. The record is from RefSeq and is a predicted model, not a curated record. The transcript has a single exon. NCBI's taxonomy places the organism in Eukaryota, Fungi, Ascomycota, Eurotiomycetes, Eurotiales, Aspergillaceae. The coding region runs from base 1 to 210 and encodes 69 amino acids.